AUGGCAGUUCCUCGUUGGAGCGACUUCGUGCUGCUGCACCGCGUGAAGAGCGAUGGUGGAUGGCAAGUGUCAGGCGAGUUGCAGUCGAGCGAUGCGAGGUGGCUGAAGACUGCGGAGGUGGCUCUGGCGCCGCGCACGGCCAAGUCUCAGACCGUGACGGUGUGGACGAACGUGACACUGGUGGACGCGGUGUCGUUGCGAUCCGUGGUGGUGAGGGUCUCUCACUUGGUCCGGAGCAUGCCGGACCCUCGGUCUCUGAUGUCGACUGCACUGCUACAGCCGAUCGUGGUGGAGAGCCGGGAGGACGAGGCUGCGUUGGUUUCGAUGGCGGACUUGGGCGCGUUGGGCACGUCGCUGGACAGCUCUGCGGUGUGGUCGGAGUACUGGUCGGUAGACGUGGAAGUUCGCGGGCGCGACAUGGACACGUCACUGAGCGCGUUGGUCUUCGACGGCGUGCAGGCCGACGUACGGACGCGCGCUGGCGGUAGCGUGUCGAAUGUGUCGAAUGUGGCUUUGCUUGCUGCAGGUGUACCCGGUGGCGUCAUUCUCUCGGGUGUAUUCCGUGGUUCUUUGGUGCUGGUGUUCCGGGACAAGCGGAAUGCGGCGCAGCGGGUGGAAGUGGUGCGUCCGCUGGCGAUCUCAUGGCGGCGUCGCGACCUGGACCUGUCUGUGGCGCUGCGCUCGAUGGUAUUCGUAAACGAGAGGGUAUCGUUGCCGCCGAGGCAGUUAGUGUCUGUGGCUUUGGAUCGCGCGUCUGCGUUGCUGGUCGGCGCUCGGCUGGACGUGCAGAGCGUGAGCAUGGCAGUUCCUCGUUGGAGCGACUUCUGUCGGGCGAGUUGCAGUCGAGCGAUGCGAGGUGGCUGA
Messenger RNA from Phytophthora infestans T30-4, 864 nucleotides. RefSeq lists its product as uncharacterized. The transcript has 3 exons. Bases 1 to 864 code for a protein of 287 amino acids. The record is from RefSeq and is a predicted model, not a curated record. Lineage: Eukaryota; Oomycota; Peronosporomycetes; Peronosporales; Peronosporaceae.